AUGUGUCGCCUCUUGAGCAUCUUCCUGGCUCUGCUGAGUCGCUUCCUGUUCGCCGUCUAUGGAGUUGUUACUAAUAAAGGGGAGCCCCUCUACUGGCUGCUGCUUUCAGGUGUGACUCUGCUGAGCGUGGAAACGGCCCUCAACCUCAAAUGCACCCGCAACGCAGAGUGGAAAUGGUUUUCCCCUAUGGUUUUCCUCUACCUCAUCCCAUCCAUCUGGUUUCUGGAGCUGAGCCUAUUACAGUCCAAGUUGCCCCUCAACACUUCCUCCGGCCAUGAGUUUCAUUUGCUGGCCCACAUCCCCAUCACAGUGGGCAUUGAAGAACUUGAACCAGAGAACUGGGUGGCAGGACUGGAGCAGAUCAUGCUUAUUGUGCUGGUUCUGGGCUGCUGGCUGAUGCCCAAAGGGGACAUGUCACGGGACCAGCUCUCUAAGCUCCUCAUGAUAUAUCUUGGACUGGGUGCUGAUAUCCUAGACAUCUUUGAUACUUUCAAGGAACCUGAAGUCAAAGGCAACCGGGUGGUUGUCAUAGUUGAUCUUGGGCUCAUGCAGUUUCCACUGGUUCUCACCCAGACUCGAGCCUCACAGGGUGACGUUCCUAUGAGCUGGAAUAGCCUCCUUUGCCGUCAUCAACCCUCAUCGUCAUUAUCUUCUUGCUGCUGCUUCAACGAAAUAUGGAGUUUGUUGCUUACUGUGUGGCUGCAAGAUGCACCGUUCCUGGCUUAUCGUCUAUACCUCAUGAUAAAAGAGCAAGACCAGAACCAGCUGAUGAUUUUCUUCACCUGCAAGAACAUACUCAAAGUUAUGUCCUUCUUGGAGCUUUACAGAAUCUACGUGGUGCAGUUUGAACAGCAGGAGUCAGUGCUGGAAAGACGUGAGGCCCUGACAACCUAUUGUCAAACCCUUGGAGGGAGUGAGGUGGAGGAUGCCGAAGGUGUAGUGCAGAGCAAAGCCAUUGUAUGGACAUGGACCUGGGAAUCGAAGGAGAGGAAGAUCAUAGACUAUCUACGUAAAGAAAAAGCAGCAAGUGUCGCGAGACAUGACUCUGACCCCUUGGGAGACAAAAAUGGGGCUGCUUUCACUUGUCAAAACGAACGCUGA
Poeciliopsis prolifica (blackstripe livebearer) is the source of this 1101-nucleotide messenger RNA. Its product is annotated as transmembrane protein 26. The record is from RefSeq and is a predicted model, not a curated record. Lineage: Eukaryota; Metazoa; Chordata; Actinopteri; Cyprinodontiformes; Poeciliidae.